This is a messenger RNA of Oncorhynchus keta (chum salmon), 6305 nucleotides long. RefSeq names its product smoothelin-like. The record is from RefSeq and is a predicted model, not a curated record. Gene Ontology annotation, molecular function: protein binding. Gene Ontology annotation, biological process: actin cytoskeleton organization. The coding region runs from base 779 to 4069 and encodes 1096 amino acids. NCBI's taxonomy places the organism in Eukaryota, Metazoa, Chordata, Actinopteri, Salmoniformes, Salmonidae. Gene Ontology annotation, cellular component: microtubule organizing center; filamentous actin. The transcript is spliced from 16 exons.
CUAGUUCUUCCACUCUAACAGACCUAGGUCUACUCCUCUGAAUACCUGUCAUUUUUUUCAUACUUUUUUUCUUCCUUAUCAAUUUCCGUGUACUUCUCUUAACACAAACUCAUCCAUGUUUCUUGUUUCUCUUUGCAUUGAGACCUGAGGACCUGGCUGCCUGAAGUUUAACUGAGGUUUAAUUUUAGGAUAAUUGGGCAGUCCUUUCAGAUAAUUUAUUUCUAUUGGUUUCAGAAAUCCAUACAAAAUAGUAUACAGGUGUGUGUAUUUUGAGCACAUUAUUGUUAAAGUAAAUGGCGACUUUACAAAUGGUUAUUCAUCAGAUCUGUCUCCGUGGCCAGGUAUGGAUCAGGUGAGGUGGCAGAGACGGACAGAGUCUUGUUCACUAAUCUGAUAUGAUCAUAAACUUGUAACCAACUGAGACGAGCAGUUUAUGAUGACUGGUGUAAUGGCAACCAACAUCUUCUGUACUGAGUGAAUAUGUGCUGGAGAAAGGGUAAAGCAAGACAAAGGGAGAUGGAUGGAGGAAGGGAGAAACUGCUUUAACUGGGCUUUGAAUGAGGGCUGGGUAAGGGAAAAACGGGAAUGAGGUUUAUGGGUAAAUUCUCUGUGGGUUGUCUCUUGUCCAGGCUGUGUGUGUGUGAUGCAAAAAUGAUUGCUACUUAAUUCUUGCUACUGUAUUUCACUCACUAGAGGUGGACCGAGUGUGUGUGUGUGUGUGUGUGUGUGUGUGUGUGUGUGUGUGUGUGGUUGGUUCCUCAGGCUUUGCCAUGCAGUCAUGGAAAAGGACCCUGUCUCUCAGCGAGCCAUGUGCAGGCAUGGAGAGGAGUGCCUGACCUCAUCACAUUCUGAUCUCAUCUGCAGACUGAUGGAUUCAGUUUCCAUGGGAAAUGAGCCAAUUCUAACCCAGGACACAGAGAAGGAGAGGCUUUGCGAGUUAAAGAGAAUCAAGUCUCAGAUCCGGGAGCUACGGAGCCACCAGACGCAGCAGGGCAGAGAGCUGCACGGGACAGACUCCAACUCAGGCAUGGUUCUGGUUCUGGACUCCCUGGUGAGGGAUGAAGUCCCGGGCCCUCUGCUGACCCGCCCACCGACCCGGGACCAUGUGACAUCAUCAGAGCCGGACGUGGUCCUAUCUCACCGCCAGCGUUCUGACUCGACAUCCUCAGAACGCAGCCUGGCCUCCAGGCCCCGUCUGGACUCUGGAGCCUCAGAGAAGAGUCUGGGUCUGGGCUCAGCCUUCCGGACCAGGGUGGACUCUGGAGCAUCAGAAAAGAGCCUGGGCUCAGCCUUCAGGACCAGGUUGGACUCUGGAGCAUCAGAAAAGAGCCUGGGCUCAGCCUUCAGGACCAGGGUGGACUCUGGAGCAUCAGAAAAGAACCUGGGCUCAGCCUUCAGGACCAGGUUGGACUCUGGAGCAUCAGAAAAGAGCCUGGGCUCAGCCUUCAGGACCAGGGUGGACUCUGGAGCAUCAGAAAAGAGCCUGGGCUCAGCCUUCAGGACCAGGGUGGACUCUGGAGCAUCAGAAAAGAGCCUGGGCUCAGCCUUCAGGACCAGGGUGGACUCUGGAGCAUCAGAAAAGAGCCUGGGCUCAGCCUUCAGGACCAGGGUGGACUCUGGAGCAUCAGAAAAGAGCCUGGGCUCAGCCUUCAGGACCAGGGUGGACUCUGGAGCAUCAGACAGAAGCCAGUGUUCCGCCCACAGAGGCAGACUGGACUCUGGGGCCUCAGAGUCCCACUUCAGACAGAGACUGGACUCUGGCACAUCAGACUCCAGUAUGGGACCGCCAGCCCCCCUGGGCUCUGAGACCUCCGACGGCGCAGGGCUCCUGUCACGGAAACGGUUGGACUCAGGGACGUCUGACCUGAGCGUGGGCGUGUUGUCUGUGGGCCGGAGCCGAGUAGAGCAGCCAGAGGUGACCAUGAGUAGCUCCUCCUUCAACACAGACUCCGAGGCUGAAAGCACCAACCACCAUCCAGACCAGCCCCAUCAGGACAGCACCACUACCAACCAUUAUCAGCCUGAUGGGGCCGUCCUAUUCAGGAAAGCCCCAGACUCCCACAGUGGCCUGCUCAAUGGCAGUGCCAAGGAAAGAGGAGACAUCCAGGAACAGAAGGUCAGAUAUACUUUACUCACUCCUCUCAGAAAAUCAAAUGAUGCAGUUCCUGAGAAGAAAGAGCCGGUUGUCUUGGCCCCGUUCGGCCGGGCUAACUCUGUGCGGGACCGUAUGCGUAAGUUCACGGAGCCCAGUCCCAGUGUCCCGGUCCUGAAGAGGGGCUCUCAGUCUCUGAGGAACGCGACAGCCCCCAGUGCCCGAGUCCUAGGCAGAGUCACCCAGCUGAGUGAGGGGCCAGCAGCAGGGACAGCCAAGCAGACAGCAGUGACCAAAGUAGUAUCCAUCACCACCCCUACAGACAGACCCGGGAGACCCCAUGUAGGCUCUACAUCCUACUCUUCAUCCGCCUCCUCCUCAAAGAACCAUGUCCAAUGCCAGGGCACAGUUCAUCCAGGGGGCGUGGCCACCAAACCUCUGCAAAGCGCUGCUCAAUCCUUGAACGCUGUAGGCGGGGCAAAGCAGGCGGCUGAAAAGCUGUGGCACGCCUCGGGCGGCUCAAAGGAAGACAAGACCCCAGGGAGAGCAUCUGCACAGCGGGACAGCAAGGGAGCAGCAGACCCCGACAUGAAGACCUUCCUAACUAUCGAGAUCAAAGAUGGGCGCACCACCACCUCUUCAUCCUCUAGAGGCAACCUGGCCCCACGCAUCUCCACCAACCCCAUAGGUCAGAGAGCAGAAUUGACCCUGGGCCUCAGAGCGACCCCCUUCAAGAUGUCCUCCUCCAGCCUUACCUACGGCUCCUCUUUCAAGAUGGCCUCAGAGCCCAUGUUGGCAGUGGAGCCCUCAGUGCGGGUGGCCUGCUGUCAGCCCCCGGCUGCUGUACCCAACGGCUCCUAUGCGCCACCUCGGGACAAAUUCGAAGAGUGCUCCAGAAAACUGACCGCAGAACAGCUGGCCGCCAUCGACGAUGAGGAGCUCCUGGAUAAAAUGCUGGAUGAGUCAAAGGACUUUGAGGAGAGGAAGAUGAUCCGACAGGCCAUGAGAGAUCUGCGUAAGAGGAAGAGAGAGGCCGAACUGGGAUGUACUCAAGAGGAAAUAGACCAGAGAGAAAAGGAGCGGGAGUUUCGUCUUGCGGAGCUUCGGCAGCAGAGAGUGGAGCAUACUCAGAAGGGUCGUACGGGAGGAGGAGCUGGAGAGGUCGUCAUGAGGAAGGUGGAGAUGUCAGCUGAUGGCUCCACCCUCAGCCAAGUCACCAAGACAGACCGCUUUGCCCAGUCUGGUGAUGGCAGCAGGACAGCUCACAGCACCAUCAUGGAGGCCAGUUAUGUGAAGAAAACAGACGUGGGGACAGUUCAGUCCAAGUCCUACAGCUGCUCCUCCUCUACCUCCAGCAGCAGCUCCACCAGGAAAGUGGGCAGUGUGUUUGACCGCGAGGACGACUCGGCGUCCCGUGCUGCGGAGCGCCGGCAGGCAGAGAAGCGCAAGGAGCUGAUGAGAGCCCAGACUCUGCCCAAGAUGUCCGCCGCACAGUCCCGCAAAGCCAUGAUCGAGAAACUGGACAAGGAGAGCGGAGGGCCAGGAAAUAAAGCAGUUGCCAAGGUGAACACAGUCCAGCGCUCGGCUAGCUGCGUGGUGCCCAAUGCCAACUCCAUCAAACAGAUGCUCCUGGACUGGUGCCGCGCCAAGACCCGCUCAUACCAGAAUGUGGAUAUCCAGAACUUCUCGUCCAGUUGGAGUGAUGGCAUGGCGUUCUGUGCCCUGGUCCAUAACUUCUUCCCAGAGGCCUUUGACUACUCCUCUCUCACCCCUGCCAACCGCAGACACAACUUUGAGGUGGCCUUCAGCACUGCAGAGGAAUGUGCCAACUGUAUGCCCCUGUUGGAGGUAGAGGACAUGAUGAUCAUGGGGAGGAAGCCUGACUCCAAGUGUGUGUUCACCUAUGUGCAGUCACUGGUCAAUCACCUGCGCAGGCACGAGAUGAAACUCGCCAAACUCCAGGGCACCAACCUCUGAUCUGCUCACUGUACAUCUUCCCCCAUCGCACCCCUCUCCUGAGCCCUGGUCCUGAACACCACCCAUGUCCCAAAAGACAGCAGCCCCGACUCUGAGUGAGGGGUGUUACUGAUUUGCACAUCUCUGAUGGCCAACAGGGUGGGGAGUGUGUAGGUGUGAUUAUCCAUCUUAUGAUUAUCUAUGUUGAUCGUGGUGGCAUGCCAGACAGAUAAAUUCCCUUCAUCUGAACACAUUUGUUUAGGCUGUGCGAACCUUCCCGUCUUAAUAGAGCAUCUUUAAGCUUUAAUUGAUAUUUUAUACUGAUAUUUAGUUGUACAGCCUAUCAGUCACAAGGCAGUUCUAUACAUGGUUUGGAAGUCUGAAGAUUUAGCACCAACAAAACCCUACAUUAAAUGUACAUGAUAGGAAUUUUACUGUAUUCCCUCACCCACAUAAAUGCCUACAUUUUUUUAGUUUUCUGUUACAAUUGCAAGAUGUUACUCAAGCUGUUGGCGAUGAUGAAGAAAACAAAUAUGAUAUGAGGCAUUGCUAAUAUUCCUUCAGUCCCCACUCUGGUACUGUUAAAGGUGUUACUAAAUCUGCUAAACACAUCUAUUUGAAUUGUUUUAAAUAGUGCUUGGUAUGGAGGGAUGUUCAUUAUUAUUUGAUGGGUGCUUAUAUUUAUCCUAUUACACACACGUACAAGUAUUUAUUAAUACGCAUGUGUGAAUUAGAUUAUUUUUUGCAUAUCACAACUCUCCCUAAGACAUCCUCAAGAAAGUGGGAUCGCGGCCAGGGUCUGGACCCUAGACCAAUUAGGAUUAAAUGCCUUGCUCAAAGGAUCAGACAGAUUUUUCACCUUGUUGGCUCGAGGAUUUGAACUACCGACCUUUCGGUUACAAACCCAACACUCUAACCCAGGGAUGGGCAACUCUAGUCCUCAGGGGCCGGAGUGGUGUCACUUUUUCUCCAUCCCUAUCAAACACAGCUCAUUAAACUAACUGCAUUCUAUACUGAAGAUCAUGAUUAGUUGAUUAUUGGAGUCAGGUGUGUUUGCUGAAGCAAAAGUGUGAAACCAAUCAGGCUCCCAAGGAUUGGAGUUGUCCAUCCUUACUCUAACCACUAAGCUAGCUGCCGCCCGAUGUUAUUCCGUAGCUGGCAUUAUGAAAUUGGCGGAUCCGUCUCUGCAGCACUAACAUAGCAGGUGUAAAGAAACGCCUGAGAAGGUUCUACAGAAACCAGAAUCAUCUGGUUCAGGCUUUCUCUUCUCUGCUUUUCCCCUGAAAACCGUAUGCUUCCAGGUUCUGCCGACCAACUGAAGGUGAUGCAAAACCGAUAUCUGAAUCUACAACUGAGGUUGAAGCCAGACUAGGUUGUGAUUGUAGUUAUGAAACUAUAAUUGAAUAUUUACAUAAUUUUGGUCUGUGGAGAAACACCAGUGUUGAAAAGUAGGUUCCAAGUUCCUCUCAGACAGGUAAAAUCACACAUUGGUGUUUCUAGAUUAUCACACCUUUUCUCCUUGUCCUUGCCGCUGUUCGCUACAUUGGGGUUUAAAAAAAAUCUUGUCAUGGGGUUGUCACAUUCACACUGCCAGCAUCAGCCCACCCAACAAACACACAGCUCUUUAAUUAUGCUUGGGUAACAUUUUUGUUGGUAGUCAUACCAUAUGCUUUGAAGUUGUGUUUCAUGAGUCCAUCUAUGAAAAUGUUUGUACAGGCUAUAGGUUAUGGUAAUGUCAGUAUUUGUGGGCUCCCGAGUGGCGCAAGGCACUGCUUCUCAGCUCUAGAGGUGUCACUACAGACCCUGAUCGAUUCCAGGCUAUAUCACAACCAGCCGUGAUUGGGAGUCCCAUAGGGCAGCGCACAAUUGGCCCAGCGUUGUCCGGGUUUAGCCGUCAUUAUAAAUAAGAAUUUGUUCUUAACUGACUUGCCUGGUUAAAUAAACAUUUGAAUAUGAAAGGGUUUGUUAGAGGCCAACCAAUCAAAUGUAUUUAUAAAGCCCUUCUUACAUCAACUGACGUACAGAAACCCAGCCUAAAACCCCAAACAGCAAGCAAUGCAGGUGUAGAAGCACGGCGGCUAGGAAAAAGUCACUGGAAAGGCCGGAACCUAGGGGAACCAGCCAACUUCCCUUCUCUAAAUUCUUGGGCUCAGUUCAUUAUGACAGACAGGAGAAUAUUAUUGAUAAAGGCUGAAUGUUCUUUAUUGCCCAUGUAUAUUUUCUGAAUUCUAGCUAACUAAAAAUGUUUUAUGGUUUC